Messenger RNA from Pungitius pungitius (ninespine stickleback), 1690 nucleotides. It is a transcript of the gene vps72a, whose product is annotated as vacuolar protein sorting 72 homolog a. The transcript has 6 exons. Gene Ontology annotation, molecular function: ATP-dependent H2AZ histone chaperone activity. The record is from RefSeq and is a predicted model, not a curated record. NCBI's taxonomy places the organism in Eukaryota, Metazoa, Chordata, Actinopteri, Perciformes, Gasterosteidae. Gene Ontology annotation, biological process: chromatin remodeling; regulation of DNA-templated transcription. Bases 269 to 1381 code for a protein of 370 amino acids. Gene Ontology annotation, cellular component: nucleus.
GUACAACAGUUGCACCGGAUGUAAGACAAGAAGACAGCAGAAAGUCUUAGCUGUAAAGUUAGCUGUUAGGAAACGCUUUUUGUUUAUAGUCCAACAUUUCAGGAGUAUUCAAAACAAAAUAUGCAUAGAAACAGAUAAUAAAUGCAUUGAAUCGAGAGGUAAAAGGGUACCCAAAAAGAACCUAUAACUCUUAAGUAAGCGCUGCACUAGCUAGCAAGCUAACGUCGGAAACACAAACAUUUGUUCGCAUUGUUUAUAGAUAUCAGCCAUGACUCUGGCAGUAGACCGGCAACCCAGAAAGACUGCGGGUAACCGCAUGUCAAAACUACUUGACGCUGAAGAAGAGGAUGAUUUCUACAAAACUACGUAUGGAGGCUUCAAUGAUGAAUCGGGAGACGAUGAGUAUCACGGAGAACAUUCAGACACAGAGGACGAGGUGGACAGCGACUUCGACAUCGACGAGGGCGAUGAGCCAGACAGCGACCAGGAGGAUGAUGCACCUCGGAGGAAAAGUCGAGUGGUCACUAAAGCAUAUAAGGAACCAAUAAAAGUGGCAAAACCCAAACCAAAAAGACCCUCUGAGGAACAGAAGAAGACUGAGAAAGUUAAAGUGGAGCUCAAAAGAAGGAUUCCACAAGAAUUCCAAGAUUUUGGCGAGAGUAAGAUUGCUCGGAAGUCUGUGCGACAAUCCACCAGUGAACAUACGCGAAAGACCAAUCUGCGCUUGCAAGAGCGUCAGGAUGCCCCUCGGCGGCGGAGAGGUGCCCAUCGGGACCGGCCCCUCACUCAAGAUGAACUGCUCGCUGAAGCCAAAUUAACAGCAGAGAUCAACAUUCGAUCUUUAGAGAACUAUGAACGUCUGGAGGCAGACAAGAAGAAACAAGUUCACAAGAAGCGCCGGUUUGAGGGACCAACCAUCCGUUACCACUCCGUCCUGAUGCCACUGGUCUCUCACUCGGUUUUAAAAGAAGAAAACGUGGAUGUUGAAGGGUUGGAUCAGGACGUCCCUCAAACUGCGCCGCAGAAUCCUGCUACUCCUUCCCAGCAGCCCGCGGGAGGCCUGUGCUCCCGUACCUACAUAACAUUCAGCGACGACGAAGCCUUCGAGGCGUCCUUUCCACACAGCGGCCAGCCGAGUCCCCAGCUGCCCGUCCAGGAGGUCUGUCCUGUCACCCACAAGGCUGCGCUGUACAGAGACCCGGUCACCGACAUACCUUACGCCAACACGCGGGCCUUCCGCAUCAUCCGGGAAGCGUACCGCAAAUACGUGGCCGCUCACGGCUUUCCAAACACUGCGGGCGCGGCGGCGGGGCUCGACUCCUCGGCGGCGAAGGCGUCCCGCCAGAAAAUGGUCGUCAAGCAGAGUGCUAUGGCAACAUAGAAGACUUUAGAAAUGAUGGAUGACCCAAGUCAGUGCGUUCGUUUUGGAUUCUUCAGUUGAGGUAGAAUGAGUCUAUGGGGGGAACAGCGUUUAGUGGUUUUGGCGGUGUCUGUGAUACACAUGUUACAGUUGUUGAAGCAACGAUACGCAUGCACAGGUUUGUCAGUGCUACUGUUGACUUGAUCGUAUUACAUCACAAGAAGUAAAAGAACGUAAUAACAAUACCACAAGCAAAUCAGUUGGGACUUUUCUUUUUAAAUUCUUCUGGUGUCUCUUUUUUUAAAUAAAUGAAUAUUGUCCUCAACCAUC